UUGAUCAAGCAAAUGCAGCCUGGGUGAGCAGAAGAGACUUAUUUCAGAAACAUUAAAAAUUCUUAAUUAUUACACACUUUUGACUGGUAGAGUAUGCAUUUAAGCAAAGGGACUUAUAAUAGAGGAACAUAAGCAAUUCGUCACAGAGCCAACAAUGUUCACAAGGUACAAUGCACAUGUAUUAGAAAACUAGAUUAUGAGAUUAUGCAAAUAUAAUCAAAACAAGUGCCAGUAUUCUGUGUUCACGCUUGUUUUUUGUGCUGAAUAGGUCACUAUGUCCCUGAACUGGAUGGUGAGGAUGACCUCUGACCUCGAGAGCAACAUCGUAGCAGUGGAGAGAGUGAAGGAGUAUUCAGAGACAGUGACUGAGGCUCCAUGGAUAGUGAAGGACAAACAGCCUCCUCCAGACUGGCCUCCGAAGGGGAACGUGGAGUUCAUAGACUACAGCGUGAGGUACCGCGAGGGACUGGACCUGGUGCUGAGGAACAUCUCGCUGGAGGUCAAAGGAGGAGAGAAGAUCGGUAUCGUUGGACGAACCGGCGCUGGGAAGUCCUCAAUGACUCUGUGUCUGUUCCGUCUGCUGGAGGCGGCGGAUGGAGAGAUCGUGAUCGACGAGGUGAAGAUCUCUGAGAUCGGCCUUCACGACCUGCGCUCCAAACUCACCAUCAUCCCUCAGGAGCCCGUCCUGUUCUCCGGGACUCUGCGGAUGAACCUCGAUCCCUUUGAGAAAUACAGCGAGGAAGACGUGUGGAAAGUGCUGGAACUCUCUCAUCUGAAGAAGUUUGUCAGCAACCAGCCGUCCAAGCUCGAGCUGGAGUGCUCCGAAGGAGGAGAAAAGAGCCCGUCCUGUUCUCCGGGACUCUGCGGAUGA
Messenger RNA from Sinocyclocheilus grahami, 871 nucleotides. RefSeq names its product canalicular multispecific organic anion transporter 2-like. Gene Ontology annotation, biological process: transmembrane transport. The record is from RefSeq and is a predicted model, not a curated record. Lineage: Eukaryota; Metazoa; Chordata; Actinopteri; Cypriniformes; Cyprinidae. Gene Ontology annotation, molecular function: ATP binding; ATPase-coupled transmembrane transporter activity; ATP hydrolysis activity. The transcript has 5 exons. Gene Ontology annotation, cellular component: membrane. The coding region runs from base 275 to 871 and encodes 198 amino acids.